Molecule: messenger RNA, 774 nt
Organism: Mesorhabditis spiculigera
Lineage: Eukaryota; Metazoa; Nematoda; Chromadorea; Rhabditida; Rhabditidae
Source: the annotation of a GenBank genome assembly
AUGUUGACAGUAUCCGUUCGCUCGAAGGAAAGCUGCGGAUUCAGCGGCUAUAAAAUUGAGACAAUUACUCGGGUUCGUGAUAUUUGGCAGCAAAUGUCCCAAGAGCUAUCAAAGAUGCAGAUUCGAACUUUGGUUUUGCCAGCCAGGAGAGAGUAUCGAGAUGAGGAUUUCAGGAAACAGGUCCAACUACAAACUGAGGUUCUAUCAUUUCUAAAGCGAAAUCAUUCGGACCCCGUCUGCGUAGUACCUUUUGAAUGUGUGACGUGUUUGAAAGAAACGGUUGCGUUAAUUCGCAUACUAGGCAUCCAAAAGAUUGCACUGACGCGUCAGCAAUAUUAUAUUCGCUGUCAUUGUUCGUCUGAAAUCCGCGAAUCUGGUUGCUCGGCUGAUCAUCGCCAAUAUUCUUUGGAUAUUAUGGAAAUUACCAAGGCUUCUCAAAUACCAUCCUUUAUUCUGGAUUGCCAAACGAUCCGACUUUUGUCAAGCUUGGAACUGGAUGGGCUAAACCUGAAAUUGAUGAAUCCCAGCAUGGAAACUGCUUCUAACUUCAACAUGAGGUUGGUACAAUCACGGCGAACGGGGGCUUUGGAGAUGGUCAGUGAAAAUGUUGAAAACAUGGAGAAGCUACAAUCCGAAGCGACGAAAUACAACAGACUUUCUAUUCGGAAAAUUGGCUCAACUUUACUUUUACAAUCAGCAUUGAGCGAAGUUGAUCGCAAGUUAGACGCUCACGAAAAUCAGUUGGUUUUGAGAAUUCUUGAUGAAUACACCCUC